Messenger RNA from Paracoccidioides lutzii Pb01, 333 nucleotides. RefSeq lists its product as hypothetical. The transcript is spliced from 2 exons. The record is from RefSeq and is a predicted model, not a curated record. Bases 1 to 333 code for a protein of 110 amino acids.
AUGGCAAUUGCGAUAGCGACACCCCCCUUGGUAGCUUCGAAGUACAGUCUCAAACUCGAGGGCCCACGGCAACCGGCCGUCCGGGCAAUCAAAUCGGCCGUCCAACUCGGCAACCGGCCGUCAUCCAAAGCCGGCCGUCAUCCAAGCGGCCGUCAAUCCACCGUCAGUCGCCGCCCCAUCAGUCGCACACAAUCCAGCGCCAAUCCAGCGCCGUCAAUCGCCCCAAUCCGCCUCACCACGCUAUGGUUGAAACGUGGAAAUUUCACGCAAUGGUUUGUGCCAGCAAUAUGCUUCAUCAAUAUGCGCUGCUGGCUGAAUACCCAGGCUUUUUAA